GCCAGGGGGGUGGUGGGGAGGCUGAACCUGGACACCCAGGCCCCUCCCAGCACCCCAGCACCCCAGUUCUCAAAGCCCAUCUGAUCCCUCAGCAGAUUCUCUGGGACUGGUUCACCACCUCGGAAUACUCUUGUGACAGACAGACAGACAGACAGACAGACAGGAGGUGCUUACAAAACCCGCCUCCUCCAGCCCUCCAGGGCCAAUAAAUAGCAGCUUCCAGCCUGGAGAAGUCGGGAGAAGUUUCUAGGCCUGCGUCCCUGCCUGGUUUGAUUAAAGCUCCUGGCUCUGAGCUCCACAGCUCGGCAUCUCUGGCUCAGAGCCUGGGCCGCCUGAGAGGACAGACGCAAGCAGCAGCAGAGCUGGGAGGACGCUCCUUAGGGGUUUCUGCUGGGCCAGCCGGAGUGGACACUUCUCGGUGACAUCUUUGGAGACCACCCCCCACCCCCGUGUGUUGUGCUGGUGUCCUCUGCAGUGGAUGGUGAAGCCUUUGGGAAUAUUGGAGAAGCAGCUGUGAAGGCCAGUCGGGCCACCUUCAUCACCUUGCUGUGUGACCUUGGGUCGGUGGUCUUGUGUCUCUGAGCCCCUCCAGCUCAAGUAGCACCAUGGCUGAUGGGCAGCUGCCCUUCUCCUGCCACUACCCCAGCCGCCUGCGCAGAGACCCCUUCAGGGACUCGGCCCUGUCCUCCCGCCUGCUGGACGAUGACUUCCCCAUGGACCCCUUUCACGACCACUUGCCGGCCUCCUGGACUGACUGGACCCUGCCACGGCUCUCCUCGGCCUGGCCGGGGUCCUUGAGGCCGGGCAUGGUGCCACGGGGACCCACCGCCUCGGCCAGGUUUGGGGUGCCGGCGGAGGGCAGGAACCCCCCUCCGUUCCCUGGGGAGCCCUGGAAAGUGUGUGUCAACGUGCACAGCUUUAAGCCAGAAGAGCUUAUGGUGAAGACUAAAGAUGGCUACGUGGAGGUGUCUGGCAAUCAUGAGGAGAAGCAGCAAGAAGGAGGCAUUGUUUCAAAGAACUUCACCAAGAAGAUCCAGCUUCCUGCAGAGGUGGAUCCUGUGACGGUCUUUGCCUCGCUUUCCCCAGAGGGCCUGCUGAUCAUCGAAGCCCCCCAGGUUCCCCCUUACUCGACAUUUGGAGAGAACAGUUUCAACAACGAACUCCCCCAAGACAGCCAGGAAGUCCCGUGUACUUGAACCUCCAAUCUUGACCCAUUUUUGUUUCCUCCCCCCUCCCCAAUCUCAGAGCUUCUCUGAUUCCAGGGUACAUUAUUUUAGCUAAACUCAUAAUAGAUUUAGUGUGAAAACAAAAUGUUGGGGGUGGGAGUGACUUGACCACGGAUUCCCUGGAUAUUGUAGAAAUAGGUAUUUUCCACAAAGUGGCGCGAUUGGCAAAUCACGUUCAGUUGCGCAAGGCUAAGAUGCUGAGUCUUGUCUUUGUUGCCCCUUUUUUUCUUUUCUAUAGUGUUGAAAACGUUGCAAAAUAUAUAUGAGGAGACAUAAUAACAUUUUCAUAUUGCAUCUGAUCUUUGCAGUUAAGGCAAGGGUUGUUUUUCUCUGGGGACCUCCCCAUCUCUCAGAUUCCUAUUCUGGGCUCCCAACUUGCACACCUGUCCCUUGUGGUGUGAUUGCUGGAGUCUGCCUGCUCAUCACACUAUUUAGAAGCCCUGUCUGACAAAGGGUUAUAAUAAAGUUCCUUACAUACUCAUGUAAGUUAGUGGUUAGUCCACAACCACGGGAAAACAAGUAGUGCCUUCUGCCCUCCCCCGCCAGGUCUUCAUGGCACAUCCCCAGGCUAGGCUCCCCAAACACUCUGGCAGUCCCUCAUUAUGUCCUCUGGCUAACAUCCCCUCUUUCUUGUGUCUGCUUUGUCCAAGUUGGGUUUUUUUUUUUUUUUUUAUAGAGGGGGCUUUCUCCGGAUUGCUCUACCAGGAACCAAGAGAAGGCCAGACAACCUGGCAGGCAGGCUAUUGGCAUUGUAUUUAUGGGUGUUGUGUGUGAGUGUGUGAAUGUGUGUGAUUGCUAUUGUUGAGGGGAAAUACAUGAGUAUAUGAGGAUAACAAUAAUAAUAAUUAUAAUACUUAUGAUAAUAAUAAAAAGGGUCAGAAUGAUAGUACAGUGGCCAGGGCAUUUGCCUUUUACACAGUCAACUCGGGUUUAAUCUAGGACAUCCCAUAGGGUUCCUCGUGCCUACCAGGAGUAAUUUCUGAGCACAGAGCCAGGAGUAACCCUUGAGCACUGCCAGAUAUGGCCCCAAAACAAAAAGCAAAACAAAAAAAAGGAAAAAAUAUUAAUAAAGAGGAGUUGAUGUCCUUA
Messenger RNA from Suncus etruscus (white-toothed pygmy shrew), 2315 nucleotides. RefSeq names its product heat shock protein family B (small) member 8 (gene HSPB8). Lineage: Eukaryota; Metazoa; Chordata; Mammalia; Eulipotyphla; Soricidae. The coding region runs from base 606 to 1196 and encodes 196 amino acids. Gene Ontology annotation, molecular function: protein homodimerization activity. Gene Ontology annotation, biological process: cellular response to unfolded protein. The record is from RefSeq and is a predicted model, not a curated record. Gene Ontology annotation, cellular component: protein folding chaperone complex; cytoplasm; nucleus. The transcript has 3 exons.